This is a messenger RNA of Asparagus officinalis (garden asparagus), 3018 nucleotides long. RefSeq lists its product as uncharacterized. NCBI's taxonomy places the organism in Eukaryota, Viridiplantae, Streptophyta, Magnoliopsida, Asparagales, Asparagaceae. The record is from RefSeq and is a predicted model, not a curated record.
AAUCAGUGGAUUUUGAGCUUCUCUUCACUCAAAUCUAGGCCAGAUUUUGCUUCUCUCCUCGCAUCUCCAUCGUUGAUCGGUAGAAUCGAGUUGUUUGGAGUAAACUCCGCCAAGACGUUGAGUAGCCGACAGUCAGCAUAAAACAUAAUCGGAUCUUCGUGAUAUGAUACAAUACAGGAGUAUGGGGAUACUGCUCCUAGAGGAGCUUUGUUCUUCCCGAAUGUGAAUUUUGGUGGCAAGAUGAAUGGAUAUCAGAACAGAAAGGGGCAGGACCUGCAGAAACCGGCCGCAGGUUGCAUGGGAAGGAUGAUCAAUAUAUUUGAUAUGAGCACUGGAAUGCCAAGAAACAAGCUCCUUACUGAGAAGCCACAUCAAGAUGCAGGAUCUCUGAUUCAUGGAAAUCGGGCAGAUGUGGUGAAGCAGAAAGCAAUGGAUAACUUUGGAGUUCAGAAAGAAUAUAAGACAAUAACCACUAAUAUGUGGAAGAGUUCGAGCAAAAAAUCCUGUGGAACACCAAUGAAGAUGCUUAUAGCACAGGAGAUGUCGAGAGAACCACAGUCUAAGCAGAAUCCAUCUAAUGUCAUUGCUAAAUUAAUGGGGCUUGAAUCGUUGCCAGUGCGCCAGUCAGUUUUAAGUGUCAGAAGAAGCUCACAAGACGGCUAUUUACACCACUUUUUAUCAGCACAGUCUCGGGGUUACUGGGAGCAAGAAGAUAGCUCCUGUCCUAACAGCUUGCAAUUGGACACCAAAGUAUGUGCCCAUAAGGUUGAAUGCAAAGAUGUACACGAAGUUCAGCAGCAACCAUCAAGAAACACUCGUUUCAAGGAUAAACCUUCGCCAAAUAGAAAGCGAGAUGGAAGUCCUACAGAAAAGAGAUUGUCACUUGUUUACCAAAAGUUCAAUGAAGCAAAGCGUCUCGCUACGGAUGAAAAGCUUCUCCAAUCAAAGGAGUUUCAAGACGCACUUGAGGUUCUUAAUUCUAAUAGAGAUUUGUUUCUCAAGUUUCUUGAAGAACCAAACGCGAUACUCUCAAAAAACCUUGUUGAGUCCCAAACUAGGCCUCCUGCAUCCCAAACUAGGCGCAUUACUGUAUUGAAACCAUCAAAAGUGAUGGAGGCAAAAGGUGAAGCACUAGAGAGAAGACUUCUACGUCCUGCUUUGGAAGGCACUGAUUGCGUAAUUAGUGACAUAGGCAUAGAACGAAGGACCGAAAAAAGCUCAAGUUCUGUUCAGGCUGAAAAUAUAUCUCAGCCUACCAGGAUAGUGGUCUUGAAACCUAGUCUUGGAAUGCCUCAUGAAUUGAAGUCAGGGCUAACUUCUCCUGUUACUUUAUCAAAUUUAUCGGAACAUAGAAGUUUCGAUGGAUGUUUAGGGCCUGAUGAAGUGACAGAAUCUAGAGAUAUAGCCAAGGAGAUCACACGCUGUAUGCAAGAAUAUGUGAGCGGUAACCAGGUGGACGAGAUCCUGCUACCUCCGGCAUUAUCAAACGGGUAUGUUGGAGAUGAGAGCUCUUUGAAUGGAUUGGAAACUAACUACAUCAAAGAAGAGUGUACUAAUUUAAGUGAUUCAGAGUCUGUGACUCCGAUUUCACGGCAUUCUUGUGAUUAUAACUACAGAUUAGGCAGUCCUCACUCAAUAUCAUCUUUUAGUCAGGCAUUUUAUUCGCCUGAACCAUCUGUAAUCAAGGAAGCCAAGAGACGGCUCUCAGAGAGGUUGGCUGCGGUGUUUUCUAAAGAAAUCAGUCAAGAACAGUCACAAAUGCAAAAAACCUCUAGCACUCUGGGUGACAUGCUUGCAAUUGGAGUAGUACAGAUAGAAGAAAGGGCUAAUAAUUUGACUAUCUCAAGCAGAAGGUCAUACGGUGGAGAGCAAGAUCAGAGGGAAUCGACACCACAGAUGGAAGGCUGCACCCAGGACUCACCGAUGAACCUAGAAAGGUCAAAAUCUCUUCCAAUAUCUUCUUCAGUUUAUGAAACCGUUGAGUUGAGUGAAGAAGUUUCAGAGUCUACUAUUAACAAAUCCAUAAUACCAAAAGAGGCUGUUGUUAAGUCGAAGAGUGGGAUGUCAUCUUUCAAGGGGAAAGUUGCGAGUUUAUUCUUGUCUAGAAUUAAGAAAGCAACUAGGGAGAAACCUAUUCCUUCUUGCUUUUUGGGUUUGGACCAUUCUGAGGCUUCUGGGGAGAGAAAUACUGCUUCAUCAGGAUCUUUUAAGCAUUGUGAUUCUGAGGGAAAGACUGAAAAUGUUUCCUCUUCUUCAACUUCUUUGAAUAGGCCAAAGCAUUGUACUCCCUCACCAAAGGCUCCUCUCUUGUUAGAAAAAUCCAGGCAAGCUGAUAAUUCGAGAGAGAAUCAGGACCAGCCUAGCCCCAUUUCAGUUUUAGAAGCACCAUUUCAAGACGAUGCAAACAGUAGCAUAUGCCAACCAUCGGCUAGCAUCAUUUCAUGCCAUCCACAAGCACUAUCGAGGUCUCCACCUAUUGGUUCUAUUUCACGUACACUAGCAUAUGACAAUCCUCGAGAUAUACCACUAGAAAAUUCAUCGAAACCCUCCAGAGCUUUGUCCAAGGAAUGUGAAGAGCAAGAACGGUCUACACUCAUCAAGAAGUUACUCUCAUCUGCCAACUUAUUAGAUAGUUCAGAAUGCAGCAAUGUUUUAGCUAGGUGGUAUUCACUUGAUAGCCCUUUAGACCCAAUUCUACUUGAAGAGUUCUUGGAUAGAAACCAGCGAUUGCUAUUUGAUUGUGUCAAUGCUGCUCUCUUGUCAAUAGGCCGGACUACCUUAUUGACAAGUUAUCAACGGAAUCAACGGACCACAUCCUAUGGUUGGCCAUUGAAGGAUCGGCAAGCCUGUUCUACUGUAUCAGAGGAGGUGUUGAAAUUGGUGGAAGAUUGGUUUUCAUUUGAAGAAAGGCAAGUUUUUGAUGAAACUGAGAACCGAAACAUAGUAGUCGACAAAUUGGUGAAGGGAGAGAUUGGAGGAAGAGGAUGGGCCGAGUCGAUCAAAAGUAACAGCUACUAA